AACGAAGCCCUGAUGAUGACGUAUACAGGAAAUGUAAACAGAUUCCAACACUGUGUCAAUGAACGGAGUUUUAGCUUUUAAUUCUCCCCCAUAAACUAACUUUACCGGCAUACGUUAUGCAGACGUGGAGUCUCGUGUCGCUUUGUGUUUUAUUGGGCGUUGUUGUGAGAUGGGGCGUUUCGUUAAAUUCAUAUUCAGGGGCGGGGAAACCUCCCAUGUUUGGAGACUAUGAAGCCCAGAGACACUGGCAAGAGGUGACCUACAACCUCCCUGUCCAGGAAUGGUAUUUUAAUACCACUGACAAUGACUUGAACUACUGGGGUCUUGACUACCCUCCUCUGACUGCCUACCACAGCCUGAUCUGUGCUUACAUAGCCAAGUUAAUAAACCCUGAAUGGGUGGAGCUUCACAAAUCGAGGGGUUAUGAAAGUGCAGAUCACAAGUUAUUCAUGAGAGCUACAGUCCUUGUAGCAGAUUUGUUGAUAUACAUCCCUGCUGUGGUUCUGUACUGUUUAUACCUGACUGAUGGAUCCUCUAAAAAAAAGGUUUCCACUCUGUUCUGCUUCCUCCUAUACCCUGGGUUAAUCCUCAUUGACUACGGGCAUUUUCAGUACAAUGGAGUGAGCCUUGGUUUUGCCCUGUGGGCGGUUCUGGCUCUCGGUCUGGGCUGGGACUCGUUGGGCUCCAUGGCCUUUUGCCUGGCUCUGAACUACAAACAGAUGGAGCUGUACCAUGCUCUGCCCUUCUUCUUCUACCUGCUGGGAAAGUGUAUCAAAUUGGGCCCGAUGGGUCGAGGGUUUUUCCUGUUGGUGAGAAUUGCCUCAACUGUGUUGGUGACUUUUGCCCUCUGCUGGCUGCCCUUCCUAUCUGACCCCGGUCAGGCUUUGCAGGUGGUCAGGAGGGUCUUUCCCGUGACUCGUGGUCUGUUUGAGGAUAAGGUGGCCAACACAUGGUGCAGCUUGAACAUCCUGAUAAAGAUCAGAUCCAUCUUGUCCAGAGACUCCCAGAUCUACCUCAGUGCUGCCUGCACCCUCCUGGCAGUCCUACCUUCCUCUGUCAGACUCCUGAUGAAGCCCACCUUCUGGCAAUUUAAACUGGCCUUGGUUAACUCAUCUCUAGCAUUUUUCCUCUUCUCCUAUCAAGUUCAUGAAAAGUCCAUCCUUUUGGCUGCCUUGCCUGUCUGCCUCCUACUGAAUGAUCUCCCCUUGAUGGGUAUUUGGUUCCUGCAGGUCUCUACAUUCAGCAUGGUGCCUCUGUUUCUAAAGGACGGUCUGCUGGUGCCCCUUGUUGUCACCUGGCUGGCCUUCCUCUUCUUCAGCAUCUAUCUACUGUCCGCACUGGAGCACUGUUCAGAGGAAGAGCUGAGACUGGGAGCUUAUCACAAGCUGCUUAUCUGCCUACCAAAACUGGACCUGGGCUGUAUUGUAAGAUGGAAGUUCUAUAUCAGCGUCACAGCCAUGGUUGGUCUGAGCAUCGCGAAUGUAGCUCUGGUUCCUCCACCACAUCUUCCCGACUUGUUUCCUGUGUUGGUGUCUACUACUGCUUUCCUGCACUUCUUGGGACUAUUUCUAUAUUUCAACAUCGUCCAGUUAAGCGGGCCACCCAGCAGAAAGAGCCAGAAGAAGAUCAACUGAAUGGUGCCAAAGGUAAUGAUAGCACGGCAGGAGAUUUGUAGGUGAUUUUGCAUCAGGGAAGCCAGUGUUACACCGUGGGUCACGUCUGCUCUUAAUCUGCAUGGAGGCCUUCUUUUGUGCCAUCGUGACCUCAACACAAACCGUACAACCAUAGACCUGCAACAUAAGCAUAAUAACUUUACAAAAUUCUGAAUAUUGUAUUUAAUUUCUGUCCCCAAAUCCCCCUAAAACCUACACACUGGGCCAUUUACAAGCAAAAAUGUCAAAUAUAAUGGUUCCAACUUCUCAAAUAUGAGACUGUGUUUGAAUCUGUUUUUCCUCUUCUUGAAUUACAUUAUUGAAUUUCUUAAGAGACAGUGGCUGCUUGGAAAUGAUUCUGUUCCCUGAAUACUUAUUGCCCAAGUGUUUAAUUGAGAUGGUAUCCAGCAGAAUAGUUGAUAAUUCAUAUAGUCAUUGGUUGGAGCCCUUCUCACACGCUUAUUAAGGCAUAUUGUUGGUUGAAAAAAAUCAUUCUACUACAAAAUGACAAAUCACAGGACAAGUGAUGUCAAGUAAAAGGGAAAGGCAGUGGUAUUUCUCCAAUCUGGACCAAAACUUUUUUUUUAAGCUAUAAAAAUUGACAAAGUACUCCCUUCUUCAAACUACACAGUUGCUGACUAAUCUCAAAAGUCCACCAAAGCAAGCAGCAUGCAGCUGACACACUUGAUGUGGCUCUGUGCCUUUAUGCUGAAGCUGCAGGUGGACACAAUAAUAGGAACAGCACUCUAAUGUUCACUUACUGUUAAGACCACGGGGAAAAAAUGUUGGUUUAAUUUUGUGAUAACUUUUAAAGCCACAGUUGUUGGUGGUGACUUAAUGAUAUUACUGUAAGAUUUGUGUUUACCUGUUUGGGGACUGUGAUUCAAAUGUACACCUGAUGGGACUGGGCUCAGGUCUUGCAUUAAUGGUUGUCAAUGUCUUUUUUCUUUUUUUAAA
Molecule: messenger RNA, 2609 nt
Organism: Scatophagus argus
Lineage: Eukaryota; Metazoa; Chordata; Actinopteri; Scatophagidae
Gene: alg6
Product: ALG6 alpha-1,3-glucosyltransferase
Exons: 14
Coding region: 117-1634 (505 amino acids)
Biological process (GO): protein N-linked glycosylation
Cellular component (GO): endoplasmic reticulum membrane
Molecular function (GO): dolichyl pyrophosphate Man9GlcNAc2 alpha-1,3-glucosyltransferase activity
Source: RefSeq, a predicted model, not a curated record